Molecule: messenger RNA, 2401 nt
Organism: Neurospora tetraspora
Lineage: Eukaryota; Fungi; Ascomycota; Sordariomycetes; Sordariales; Sordariaceae
Exons: 5
Coding region: 308-2092 (594 amino acids)
Source: RefSeq, a predicted model, not a curated record
UGUUUUUGGAGCAAGUGAACUUGUUCCCCCAAAUCCACGAACCACUUUCAUGAUCUUUAGACCAAUGAAGCAUCGUGUCAUGAUCAAAAAAGAAAUGGAAAACACUUGACAUUUCAUGACAGCUUCCUUUGACAGCAAUCCGAUGGUCUGGCAUCCUGUCACACCUCCAUGAUCACGCUUCCACAACUCAAAAACACGAUUCAGACCCUGGACGCCGAUCAGCCUUUUAUAUAACACCAGGCUUCCCUGACUAUCGUCCAAGCCUCCCUCGUUUACACCAUACACUCCAUCCUUCCCGAUCAAUAUCAUGGCCUCACCAGUAACAACCUCGUUCCCGGCCAACGUGGACGACGUGGUCUUGGACCCUGAGUCUCUCAUCCGCCUCCUGCGCGCCUACGACCCUGCCUUUGAUGGCGCACAGGCGGUGAGAGCCGCCUACGAGGAUGCUGUUCACAAUGUGAUGAUGGACCAUGAUCUGGAUCUUGACAGCGAGGACGUCGGUCGCGGCCUCACGGGGAACGCCCUCGUCGACUGGGUUACCGCCCAUGUCAACUCAGACACCUUGCUCUCUGUUGACGAGAUAAACCAGUACGCCGCCCUCGAACGGGCCGGGCUCCUGCCACACUUGGAAGCCACCCUCACCCAGCCUUCCUCCAUGUCCUUGUCCAUGCCCAUGUCCGAUCUCAAAUCCAGCGAUCCGUCAAAAGUCCCUCCCCUCAGCGAUCAGGAGAUCAGAGCGGCCACCCAGGAACUCAUCCGAUCAACCAGUCUCAUCACCCGCCAGACCGAGGCCCUGCGCGAGCAGCAGGAUCACCUCGACCGGCUUGUCGCCGAGCACAAGAGGGAUACCCAAGCUAGGGCCGCCUUGGAGGUUCAGCAGCUCAAGGGGCUGGGGGAGCGGCAGAGGGUGUUGGUUCAGUCGGUGGUGGAACUAACCCUGUUCUUGGGCGACAAGGUUGAUGAACUGGAGCAGCAAAUUGAAGAGCGGAAAGCCGACGUCGAAACGCUCGUCGAUGGAAUGUUUCACUCGGAUGACCAUGUUUUGUCUAGUCUCCAGAAAUUAGGGGACCAGUUGAGUAGGUGUUGUUCUGGCGAGGACGCCAACAAGGCGGAGGAGGAGAUAAUCAAGAGUUUGCGUGACGUUUGCGCUAGAAUGAUCAAGUUCCAUGUGGAAGGGAUUAGAACGAGCUUGGAUAGAAUCUAUCUCGAGACCCUUCAUGCGGCGAUAGAGUCUAGUGCUGGGGGUGAUGGUAGUACCGUCACAGUGGAGGAUGUUGCUGCUGUCCAGCGGGAGUUGGAGGAACUCUACACAGAGAUCCUUCCAGUCGGUCAGAUGGCUAUCGAGCAUCAGUUCUUGCGGCCUGCUCUUGAUGAUCUAGCAGCCAAGAAUGGCCGCAGUCUGGAGCAGUCGACACAAGCAGCUCAUUAUAUCGACGAAUGCCUCGACUACCUGCUCGACCGCAUCACCACCAUCCGCGCGUGUCUCCAAGAGUAUCUCUCGCACCAACAAGCCGUCGCCGAGUUUGCCCAACUCACACGACCAGAACUCAACACCAACGGCCUGCUUCCUCAAACAUCCACAGAAUCAUCCCGACCUGGCACAACACAGGCGCACCACCGCCGACACUCCUCCUUCCCCCGCCAACUCCCAACAGAUUCACUAUCCCCCGAACUCAAAUCCAUCCUCCAAACCCUCGGCAUCCCCAUCCCCUCAGCAGAUCCCGCACUCCAAUCCCACCUCUCCGCCCUUCAAUCAGCCCUCGACUCCACCUUAACAGACCGCCAACAAAAGCGCGACGAACUAUUCUCCACCGCGCAAUCAACCUUUGAAGACGCAGUAACCAAGCACAUAGGCGAUGCGAAGGCUGCCCUUGCCAUGCUGAGGGACUCGGUGUUGGCGGAAAGUCCGUGGGGAGCGGUGAGAUUGGUUGAUGAGGAGUUGGAGGGGAGUGUGGAGGUUAUCAGACAGGAACUCGGGAAGAUAGAAGAGUGGAAGGGGGAUGUUGAUGGGGCUGUCAAGGCGGCGAGUGGGAGCGAGAAGAAGGAGGCGUUCUUGAAGCGAUGGGGGCAUCUUGCAACUGCCCUAUCAUGACGCUAACAUGGCACGUCAAAAGAAGGUUAUCGCCCGAGCCGCCCGCAACAUGCAUCAUGAUCUGAAGUGGUCCAGACAUCUGGGCGUCCGUAGGCCAAGGCGAUCAUAAGAUAAAGCCAAGAUGGGCUCGGGCCAGGCCUUGGUGGAGCCCACCAUCACGGCACUGCGUCCAAGUGCCGAUGACGAUGAUAUCAUUGUUUCUUCAUACCCGAUGCAUAUGGCAUGGUUCCUGCUUUUCGACGUCGCAUACGGUGGGCUGAGAGUUCCUGCGUUAGGUAUAUAUAUCUGGAUCCCUUCGGAGUGGUUUGG